AUGUCGACCAAACCAGCCAAGUUGGGCUUCGGAUCAGGCCUAGAUGGCAUAUCCCAGAUGACCAUAACAGUCGUCCUGGUCUUCCUUUCAAUAUCAGUUUACAACGUCAUCGAACUAACAUUCAUCAUCUUUGGAACCUUUAAACGUCACUCCGGUCUAUACUUCUGGUCUUUUCUGAUUGCAACAUGGGGAAUCUUUGUCUACUGCGGUGGUUUCCUGAUCAAAUACUAUGCGUCUGAUGCAGUCGGCUAUGUAGCCGCUACUUUCAUCUCGUUUGGUUGGGUCGCUAUGGUGUCUGGUCAAAGUCUCGUGCUAUGGUCAAGACUACAUCUUGUACUCAGGAACAGGUUUAGACUACGGUGUGUGCUGUACAUGAUUAUUGUCAAUGGCGUUCUCAUGCAUGGUACCGUUAUACCCAUGAUCUACGGCUCUUUCUCCGAAAACACAGCUAUGUGGAAGAAACCUUACGGCAUCAUGGAAAAGAUCCAAGUUUCAAUCUUCUUCGUCCAAGAAAUUAUCAUCUCAGGAUUCUACAUCAGCGAAACAGUCAAACUCAUGCGUCUGGAACGAACAAUGGGCAACAAACGCGGCAGUCGACGCCUAAUGAACCAUCUCAUCUACGUCAACAUCCUCAUCAUUCUUCUCGACGUUACAAUUCUGGGACUGGAAUACGCCGAUCAAUAUCAGUAUCAAACUUCCUACAAAGCUUUUGUUUAUAGCACGAAACUCAAGCUUGAAUUCACGAUCCUGAAUCGUCUUGUUGAAAUGACGACGGGUAACAAGGAUGCUAGUUCAGGACCGAGGAGUAAUACCGCUGGUACAUCGACGGGGAGAACGGGUAUUGCACUGGACAACUUCAUCAGCAAUAACAGCAAUAAGCCGCCGGGGGAUGUAUCGUAUAGAGCAUAUGUCCAUAAUGGCGAGGAAGGAGAAGCACAGCGUGCGCCGAGGGAUGACGAGGUUGUCAUGACCACCGAGGUCAUUAUUCGACGGGAGGAUAGGGACGAUGAUGGGAUGAGUAUAGGAGCCAGGUCAUCUGCUCAAUCUACUAUGGGGGGGACUUCCAAGAAUCAUCAUUAUGAGCACGAGGAGAAUUUGUCCAAGACUUCGUCAGAGGUUAAUCUGGCGACGCGUGGCUUCUAG
Messenger RNA from Fusarium coffeatum, 1143 nucleotides. RefSeq lists its product as uncharacterized. The transcript has a single exon. The coding region runs from base 1 to 1143 and encodes 380 amino acids. The record is from RefSeq and is a predicted model, not a curated record. Lineage: Eukaryota; Fungi; Ascomycota; Sordariomycetes; Hypocreales; Nectriaceae.